CAGUAAAAAAGCAAAUGAACAAAAGAUGCCUCAAUUAUUGAGGCCAUUGCCAUAAGGGAGGAUAUGCAUUUCUGUUUAGAAUCUCAAAUUUUUUGUGGGUGUAACUGUUGAAAGUGAUAAUAUAGGAUUUGUUUCAUUGCACAAUGUCCAGAUUUCCCGCCUUAAAGGUAUGCUUUUGGAUGACAUAGGAGAAAUGGGUUCCAUGUUUGGUCAAUGGUCAACUACAGUCUACACAAACUCCAACAUUAUCAAUCACUGCGGCUCAUAAAGUUGGUUCCCUAUGGAUAUGGAUAAUGGUAAAAGCUUCGUCCAUGAAUUGCAAAUUGAGACAUUCCUUCAUGGAUUUCGCUUUUCUUUUACAAUAUAGAUAGACUUUAUUAUUAUCAUUAUUAUUACUAUUAUUAAAGUAGAUUAAUAAACCUUAAAUUUAAAAUUAUAGAAAUCCAUUAAAAAAUGUUAACUUAUAAUUUACAAACUUAUAUUACUUCUCUGAAUCUUUUUAAGGUGAUCUCUUGCAGCAAAACAGAAGCAUUUUGUGUUCAAUAUAUGAAAAAUGACAUUUUAUUUAUUCCUAAAUUUUAAAAAUGUUACUUUCAAUUCUCUUUAUUUUUUAUUGGGAAGUUUAUAAAAAAGAGAGAAAAAAAAGUAUUAUAUAAUAACCGAAAGCUUUCUUUUGUGUCUGCCAUUGGUCUCAAAUUCUGAGAAAGCUCCCUUUCCAUGAUCUCUGAGAAAAAAUUGAAUUCAAAGUUGUGAUAUUUGGGCAAAUGGGUAUCUAUCAACGUCGGUGGCGGUGGUGGAACGUCGUCGUUCUGAUCGGAAUGGUUGGCGUUGCUAUGCCCGUUACCGGUUCCGACAGUGAGGAGAAGCAGGAACGGGUGGUGUCUCGAAUUGCCUUCGGAUCAUGCUCCAACCAAAGCGCUCCUCAGCACAUUUGGGAUGCAGUGGUAGACUUCCAUCCCCAAAUUUUUAUAUGGCUUGGUGAUAACAUUUAUGGAGACACCAAACGACCUUUUAAAUUAUUUGGACGAGAAAGGACUAUUGGUCCAUGGAAGAAUGUUCCACGAUUUGUACCGUCCUCUGAGCCGGAAAUGAUGGCCAGAUACAGAAAGGCUAAUUCUAACCCUGGCUAUGCUCGACUUAAAGAGAAUGCUGAGGUUAUUGGUACAUGGGAUGAUCACGAUUAUGGAUUAAAUAAUGCAGGAAAAGAAUUUCAUGGAAAAAUCAUCAACCAAAAGUUACUUCUUGAUUUCUUGGAUGAACCUCAAGACAGCCUCCGGAGGAAACAGGCUGGUGUAUAUGCCUCAUAUACUUAUGGUCCUGUGGGCAGAGAUGUCAAGAUUGUCCUCCUAGAUACCAGAUACCACAGAGACCCUAUAGGAAGUGAUGGAACCAUUUUAGGUGAUUCACAAUGGUUAUGGUUGGAGAGAGAGCUAAAGGGUCCACCAACAGCCAUUACAAUUAUUGGGUCUUCUAUUCAGGUUAUAUCAAAUCUUUCAGCAACCAUUCAUCCAUUGUUCUCAAUGGAAUCAUGGGGUCAUUUUCCAAAGGAAAGAGAUCGCCUUUUCAAAUUAAUAGCUUAUAGUAAGAGGGGUGGAGUAUUUUUUAUAAGUGGAGAUGUUCACUUUGGGGAAAUCACAAGAUAUGACUGUGCUUUGGACUACCCACUAUAUGAUGUAACCUCAAGUGGGGUUACUCAAUCAAUUGAGGAGGUAGUCCCACCUUUCUUGCGUUUUCUAGUGAGAUUUGUGGCAUGGUUGACCCCAUCUACAAUGAGAGUUAAGGGCCAAAGUUGCCGAUACCGUUCUUGUAUAUAUGGCCAGCCAAACUUUGGAACUAUUGAAAUAGAUUGGGACUCUCACCCGGUGACUUUGAAAUUCAAAGUUAGAGACAAGAAUGGUGUUGCUGUUACAGAGGUCAAUGUUUCAUUAAUGGAAUUACAACCACUGAAUUCAGAUUCAGAGACUGGGGACAGAGUAAAAGCAGGACAUAAUAAGAGGCAUUGCACUCUUGAAGUUAGUUUGCCAUGGAUUGUAAGAUAUCGCCUGGCAAUCUUAUUUUGUUUUGCCUUAGUUGUGUUGCUUCUUGCAUUCCUAGGGCUUGCUUACAUUUCUUUCAGAGUUUUCCGACUAGGAAGCUGCAAAAGAAAGUACGAUUGACACACAUAGAUACAUACACAGUCAGCUAAAGGGAGCUCUCUUCUCCUUUGUAGAUUUAACAUGAGUGAUUAUAGGUCAAUAAAAUGUAUAGAGUAUUCUUCUACUGUUUUCACUAAUCAAUCCUUUAUCAAUAAGUACAGUUAGAAGUUGGGCUUUGAUUUCCAUUUGUAAGUUUAUUAGCAGUUGAACCAUUUGAUAUGAUGCAUAGAAUGUCAUUGGGAUGGAAUCCUUUAACUUUUGGUGCUGCUUCAUUUGAUUAAUUUGUUAUUUCACAAAUUUGUGUUCCAUGAUUUUGGAUAUAAUACACAUUUGGUCCUUAUAUAUAUUUGAUACUCAUU
Messenger RNA from Abrus precatorius (Indian licorice), 2494 nucleotides. RefSeq lists its product as uncharacterized. Bases 765 to 2156 code for a protein of 463 amino acids. The transcript has 9 exons. The record is from RefSeq and is a predicted model, not a curated record. Lineage: Eukaryota; Viridiplantae; Streptophyta; Magnoliopsida; Fabales; Fabaceae.